AUGAAAGCCUGGGAGAGGGUGGAAGAGGGUAAACGGCAGGGGAGAGGGAAGAGAAAGGGUAGGGACAGGGUAGACUGGAUGGAGGUAGACGAGGUGGUGUGUUUGCCAAGGUUGCCCCGGGUCGCUGUAUGCGGUGGUACACAUGGCAACGAGCUGUCUGGGGUGUACUUAGUGAGAGAGCUGCUGAAGGCAGAGAAGAAAGUGAUGGAGAAGGAGGAGGAAGAACCCCUGUCAGUGCUGAUGGUGCUGUCGAACCCGCGGGCCAUGCAGCAGUGCCGCAGAUACGUCGACACCGACCUCAACCGCUGCUUCACCCACGCCAAGCUCAAUGGUCCCAUACCAGACAAUGCCCCCUACGAGAUAAUCAGAUCCAGAGAACUGAACGCCACGCUGGGUCCAAAAGGAAAUCCUGAGGCGGUGGAUCUUGUUUGUGACCUCCACAACACCACUGCCAACAUGGGCCUGUGCUUCAUCGCGUACUCUGACUGUGACUGGAUCUGCCUGCACAUAUUUAGACAUCUGCAGAGGCAGAUGCCUGAUGUACCAAUGAGGUACAUCCAUUUUGACGUCUCCAAUAAAGAAUCAUAUUCCCUUGAUUCAGUGGGAAAACAUGGCUUUGCUAUGGAGAUCGGCCCACAGCCCCACGGUGUGGUGAGGUCAAACAUCUAUACGGCAAUGAAAGUUGGUGUGCAGCACAUGCUCGAUUGGGUCCGUAUCUUCAACUCAGGUACUAUUUUUGAAGGAGGAUGUGUGGAUGUGUUCACUAUGAUUAAACACAUUGACUACCCAAGAGACAAUGAGACUCGAAACAUCACCGCAGCCAUUCAUCCUAAAGUCCAGGACCGAGACUUCUGCCUGCUCCACCCUGAAGACCCACUGUUCCAGACUUUCUCAGGCGAAACUCUGAGGUAUAAAGGCAAUGAACCUCUUUAUCCUUUCUUCAUCAAUGAAUGUGCAUAUUACGAAAAGGGCAUCGCUCUCUCCCUGGCAAGGAAAAGGCGUGUUACGAUUCCUGCAAUCCGGGUGCAGACAGAGCAGCAGCAACGAGCUAACGAACAGGAAUUUGCAUCAGAAGAAGAGGAGUGA
Molecule: messenger RNA, 1086 nt
Organism: Perca flavescens (yellow perch)
Lineage: Eukaryota; Metazoa; Chordata; Actinopteri; Perciformes; Percidae
Product: N-acyl-aromatic-L-amino acid amidohydrolase (carboxylate-forming) B
Exons: 7
Coding region: 1-1086 (361 amino acids)
Cellular component (GO): cytosol
Molecular function (GO): hydrolase activity, acting on ester bonds; aminoacylase activity
Source: RefSeq, a predicted model, not a curated record